AGCGUGAGGGGCGCGGGCUGUGGAUUCAGAUUCUUUGUCCUUCGGGAGUUUCCCUAUUCCUUUCCUUAACGACUGUAUCUUACAUGAAGACCUGACGUGCGGCUCUGCAGGGAGCGAGAAGGGGGCUGGAGCGCCGUCAGGCUCCUCCUCGUCCCUCAGCUCCCCCCCCCCGGCAGCCGGCGGGUUAGACGGUCCCGGGUCGGGCCCGCGGGGGCGGAAGCGGCGGCGGCGGCGGUCAGAGCCGGAGCGGGGCCGGAGCCGCGGCCAUGGAGGGCCCGCGCUGGCUGCCGCUGGAGGCCAACCCCGAGGUCACCAACCAGUUUCUCAAACAAUUAGGUUUACAUCCUAACUGGCAGUUUGUUGAUGUAUAUGGAAUGGAUCCUGAAUUACUUAGCAUGGUACCAAGACCAGUGUGUGCAGUGUUACUUCUCUUCCCUAUAACAGAAAAGUAUGAAGUAUUCAGAACAGAAGAGGAGGAAAAAAUAAAAUCUCAGGGACAAGAUGUCACAUCAUCAGUAUAUUUCAUGAAGCAAACAAUCAGCAAUGCCUGUGGAACAAUUGGGCUGAUCCAUGCUAUUGCCAACAAUAAAGACAAGAUGCACUUUGAAUCUGGAUCAACCUUGAAAAAAUUCCUGGAGGAGUCUGUGUCAAUGAGCCCUGAAGAACGAGCCAGAUAUCUGGAGAAUUAUGACGCUAUUCGAGUUACUCAUGAGACCAGUGCCCAUGAAGGUCAGACUGAGUCCUCCUCGCCAUCCUCAUCACAGCCUCAUUCUAGCCACUGCAGAACGAAGGCCUCAUCAUUGUGUCACCAUGCAUCCCUGCCCUGGGUCAAACGUAACCAUGUAGGCCCUGCAAAGGCUACCAGUCCAUCUCUCCGUCUUCGUCGCUGGCGACCCUUCUUACGCCUACCAUCUUUGGGUCUCCAUUCUGUUGCACCAAGUAUAGAUGAAAAAGUAGAUCUUCAUUUUAUUGCAUUAGUUCAUGUAGAUGGGCAUCUCUAUGAAUUAGAUGGACGGAAACCAUUUCCAAUUAACCAUGGGGAAACUAGUGAUGAAACUUUACUAGAGGAUGCCAUAGAAGUUUGCAAGAAGUUUAUGGAACGUGACCCUGAUGAACUGAGAUUCAAUGCAAUUGCUCUUUCUGCAGCAUAGCUUGUUCAAUAGUGGAAACACCAAAUACUGUAUUAUUUGCAACAAAAAUGAAAUUUGUGCUGCCAUACACUAAUUCAAAAUUUUUGAUAUUUUCAUUAACUUGACUGAUUAAACUUUAUGU
Molecule: messenger RNA, 1272 nt
Organism: Manis javanica (Malayan pangolin)
Lineage: Eukaryota; Metazoa; Chordata; Mammalia; Pholidota; Manidae
Gene: UCHL3
Product: ubiquitin C-terminal hydrolase L3
Biological process (GO): ubiquitin-dependent protein catabolic process; protein deubiquitination
Cellular component (GO): cytoplasm
Molecular function (GO): cysteine-type deubiquitinase activity
Source: RefSeq, a predicted model, not a curated record